Triticum dicoccoides is the source of this 1890-nucleotide messenger RNA. RefSeq lists its product as uncharacterized. The transcript is spliced from 3 exons. NCBI's taxonomy places the organism in Eukaryota, Viridiplantae, Streptophyta, Magnoliopsida, Poales, Poaceae. The coding region runs from base 215 to 1432 and encodes 405 amino acids. Gene Ontology annotation, molecular function: protein binding. The record is from RefSeq and is a predicted model, not a curated record.
UUAGGUUUCUCCCCCGUCAUGUCCUCCUCCCCUCCCCGUAGGCCAUCUCUCCGCCCGUGACCACCACCAAGAGGCGUCCCCGGCAGCGAUCAACGACGGCGGCAGGGACGCUUCCCGACGUCUCAACUCUCAAGUUCGAACAGACCGAGGGGAAUUCCGUGACAAGUAACCCGCCCACAUCCAUCUAGAUCCUUCCUACCCUCCACCAACAACAAUGCCGCCGCCUCCGACUCCGGCGACGAGGCCUGCACCGACGCUGCCGGACGAGCUUAUCGAGGAGGUCUUCCUCCGCCUCCCACCGGACGAGCCCUCGAGCCUCGUGCGUGCCUCCCUGGCCAGCAGUUUUUGGCUUGGCCUCCUCACCGGAACUAGCUUCUCCGUUCGCUACCGAGAGUUCCAUGAUGCUCCCCCCAUGCUGGGCUUCUUUUAUUCCUGGCUCCACGCCGACCGCCCCAGCGACGAAGGAGAAUCCCCCGUCCAACGCUUUGCCUUCACCACGAAAUUCGGCGCGCGCAUUCCCGAUGUCGUGGAAUGGGAGGACUAUGAAGCGUUGGACUGCCGCCAUGGCCGCGUUCUCUUUGAAAACCCCUUUGGGUGUCCCGCCCCGAUGUUCGUUUGGGACCCCAUGACGGGCUGCACGAGGUACCUGGAGAAGCCCGAUGGAUGCGGGAGCAAUGGGGCCACGGUGGUCUGUGCUGUGAGCGGUUGUGACCACCGCUUGUGUGACGGGGGGCCCGUCCGUGUGGUCUUUUUCACGACCGGUUACGGUGAUGGUUGUGUUGCACACGCGUCCGUCGCGUUGCUGGAGAUGGAUGAUGCGUGGAGCGAGAGCUCUGAUCUUGAUCUUGAUCUUGAGCUUGAGUGGACCCUGAGCACUGGUCUUGAACUUGAAGCUAGGCGUGCAUUCAUUCCGGAAAUAAUGCCCCCUGUCCUCAUCAAAGACGCACUCUACUACAUGCUUUCCAUUGUUGAUGGUGUUCGUGACAUGGCUAUUCUCAAGUACGACAUGGCCUCUGAUGGCUUGUCAUUGAUUGAUCUACCGGACAUGCGCUCUAAUGGCUUAUCACUCAAAGAUCAUUCCUUUAUCCCCAUGGCCAUGGGGGAUGGCAAUUUGGGGUUUGCACAAGUGGACGGGUUAACCCUUAACCUAUGGUCAAGCUCAAUCCAGACGGGUGCCGAGGGCCUUGCGUCAUGGACUCAGCAUAGAGUUGUCGAUCUUAAGAACCUUCUCCCUAUUCAGAAUCCCAAGGAAAGUCUUAGGCUGAUUGGAUCCGUGGAAGACAGUGAUAUCAUUUUCGUGACUACAGACCUUGGCAUCUACCAGAUUAGUCUCAAGUCCCUCAUGUGGAAGAAGCUAUGGAAGAGCGAGAAGUUCAGUGCUUUGAUUUCAUACAUGAGUUUCUACAAUCCACAAGGCUCAAGAAAACUUUGAAGGCUAUGUACUAUACUUGAAUGUUACACCUAGUUAUGCUUAUGAAGGGGUAUGGAAUCACACUAAUAAAUCUACGUUUGCAGAGAGGAUCAACCCCUACGAUGAAGAUCAUUAAUGGCUUAGUGUUGAAUGUGCUUAAGAGCAGAAGGCCACUAUCAUCAAUUGGAAAAAUUAUCACUUGAAGGGGCAACGUGGUCUCGUGAUGAAUUAUGCACUAUUAAUAGCUGGUUUGGUGCAAUGCUGUUUGUUUUGUCAUUUUGUUGGUAACUUAGUCGGCCAGCUUAAUAAUUCCCGGUGUUAAAUGACAUGCACAAGCGGGUGAAGGGAUUAUCUUUGUAAUGAACCUACUAGUUGUCACAGGAUUUACGGAUGGACAGAGCCAACCGACUUUAAUCUGUUUUCCUCAUAAUUGGAAUGUCUUAUCUUCUAUAAUUAAUGUCUUAAUAUCUUUGAAUCAA